ACUAGAAAGGGGGAAAUUGAAGAAGCAAAGAUUUAUUGUUUUUUUUCGACAACAAAGAUUUAUUGUUUAUGAUAUAUAAGUUGUAAACAUUUUCAAACAAAGUACUAUUACCAAGAAGCAGGAAAAUUCCAUAACCAAAGACCUCAAGGAGCUUAUAUAAAUCGUCUUGUUCAGUCAUUUCUAAUAUAUUUACCAUAAGAUAAAAUAAAACCCAAUGAAGCCAUCAAUUUGCUCUUCCAUAUAUCUCCUCUUCGUCCUCUUACCAACGGUGAUCUCUCACAACUACUCCGAUGCUCUCAAAAAGUCAAUCCUCUUCUUUGAAGGUCAACGCUCUGGCUAUCUUCCUAGAGAACAGAGGAUGACGUGGCGCCGUGACUCUGCGCUCAACGACGGCAAGAACCUCAAUGCUGACCUAGUUGGCGGUUACUACGACGCCGGCGACAACGUGAAGUUCCAUUUUCCGAUGGCGUUUUCGGCUACGAUGCUAGCAUGGAGCGCUGUCGACUUCGGUAGUUACAUGUCUCCGGCAGAUCUCCGGGAAAAUCUUGUCGCUCUCCGGUGGGGAACCGAUUAUCUCCUUAAGACUGUUUCGCAACUUCGUGAUCGGAUUUUCGUUCAUGUGGGUGAAGUAGAAAAGGAUCACCAGUGCUGGCAGAGACCGGAGGAUAUGAGCACACCACGAACAGCUUAUGCUGUGGAGACGCAGUACCCGGCCUCUGAUUUAGCUGGAGAAAUCACAGCUGCGUUUGCGGCCGCUUCAAUCGCAUUCAAACGAUAUGAUCCUAGUUAUGCUCAACGUUUGCUAAAAAAUGCUUUAAAAACUUUCAAGUACGCGGACUCACAUCGAGGCUCUUAUACCAAUAAUACAUGGGUUAAACUUGCUGUUUGCCCGUUUUAUUGUAGCAUCAACGGAUAUGGGGACGAAUUAUUAUGGGGAGCUGCAUGGCUGAGAAGGGCUACCGGUAAAGCUUCUUACAGUAAAUACUUAGUGGACAAUCGUCAUUCUUUAGGUGCAGAUUUCAAUUACUACGAGUUUGGAUGGGAUAACAAAGUUGGGGGUGUCAAUGUUCUCGUUGCCAAGGAAGCAUUCGAGAAGAAUGUGCCAGAGAUUGCACCGUAUAGAGAUACAGCCGAGCAAAUGAUGUGUGCCUAUUUUCCAGAAACCGCCGGUCCACACAUGACUUACACACCUGGCGGUCUUCUUUACAAACCCGGAAGCAACAUCCUCCAAAACACCGUGGCAUUGUCUUUUCUCCUCCUAACCUACGCCGGUUACCUCUCUAAAUCGUCUCAACAACUCCAUUGUGGUAGUGUCAAGAUCCAUCCAGAGUCUCUCCGUCACUUGGCCAAACGACAGGUGGAUUACAUUUUGGGAGAUAAUCCAAUGAAAAUGUCUUACAUGAUCGGGUACGGUAACCAUUAUCCGCGAAAGAUCCACCACCGUGGCGCAUCCUCGCCGUCUAUCGCAACCCAUCCCAAAACCAUCAAAUGUUUAGAAGGGUGGAAUAUAUUUGCAUCACCCAAACCGGACCCCAACAUUUUAGUAGGUGCGGUGGUCGGGGGGCCUAAUGUAGAUGAUAAAUUCGUUGGAGGACGGAACAAUGCUAGUGAGACGGAACCGACGACUUACAUCAACGCACCUUUUGUUGGUCUUUUGGCUUAUUUUAAUGCCAACAAAAAAAAUUAGUAUGAUUGGUGGUCUGUCUAAAGAUUUUUCAAACAAAAACAUAUUGUUUAUGAUUAGGGUUUGAACGCGCAUGUACUUAUUACUGAUAUCAUACAAUGAAAUACAAAAAAGGAUUAAGGGAUA
Molecule: messenger RNA, 1810 nt
Organism: Brassica napus (rape)
Lineage: Eukaryota; Viridiplantae; Streptophyta; Magnoliopsida; Brassicales; Brassicaceae
Product: endoglucanase 22
Exons: 5
Coding region: 215-1687 (490 amino acids)
Biological process (GO): carbohydrate metabolic process
Molecular function (GO): hydrolase activity, hydrolyzing O-glycosyl compounds
Source: RefSeq, a predicted model, not a curated record